GCCGUCACUGUGGAUACGAUGAACCUGUAAACACCUCCAUCUAAAGCUUAGACUCCUUAUAGAAUUAAAAUGCAAUAGAUAAAGAAACAUUAUAUUUAUAAUUCUUUAUAACUGGAGCCAUGUGGCAGGAUCUGUCCAAGGAUGUCAUCGCUGCACAAGUCACAUACUUUUCAGGCCACAAAGGUGAGGUGAAUUGCUGCGCAUUCUCACCCGACUGUCAGUUAGUGCUCACAUGCUCAGAUGACGGUCGCCUUUACCUGUGGAGAGCAUCUAAUGGGAAACUCGUGGCCAAAAUUCGUGCUCACACAGGCCCGGUGAAAUGGUGCACUUUUUCCAAGGACGGCUGUUUGGUCGCGAGUGCGUCAUAUGACUGUACCGCACGUGUCUGGAGCACAUCACCAAUCAAGUGCGUUCACAUAUUAAGAGGUCACUUGCGAAGUGUUGAGACAGUGUCCUUCAGUCCCGACAGCCGAAGCCUUGUAUCAGGGGGGUGGGACAACACAGUACUGCUCUGGGACAUUCAGACUGGACUUAAACUGGGGCAGUUCUGUGGUCACAGUGCCGCUGUUCAGAGUAGUGCAUUCUCCACAGAUUCCCAGUGGCUGGCCACAGGCUCAUGGGAUCACACUGUGAAAUUGUGGCACCUCAGUGGUGAUGAGGAGGUUGUGACCUUAACAGGGCAUCAGGGGAAUGUGGCCUGCCUCUGCUUCUCCACCACUGGAUUGUUGGCGUCUGGUUCGUGGGACGGAAAAGUGCGCGUGUGGUCACUGCAGAGGCGUGAGUGUGUGUUCGUGCUAGGUGGGGAUGAGCGUAUGUGGGUGAGGUGUGUGGCUUUCUGUAGAAAUGGGUCAGUACUGGCUUCCACUGCUGAAGGUGACAGGGUUAAAGUCUGGGACAUGGCAGACGGCAGGUGUGUAAACUGUUUACAGGGGCACAAGGACUCCGCGUACGGGUGUGUGUUCAGCCCUAGUGGUGCCCUGCUCACCAGUGGCUCAGACCAGCUGGACCUGGAUGAGGAGGAAGACAGUGAUGAUGAUGGAAAAGAAAACAAUAAGCGGAAGGAAGGGAAAGACAAAUUAAAGAUUGCUCACUGUAAAUAUUUUUGGAAAAUUGGUAGCUGACACCAUUUCUGUUCACAUAACACAGACAAUUUAGUUACUCCAGUCAGCCUGCAUUUCUUUGACAAAUAGAGGAAACCGGGGUACAUGGAGAAAACCCUUGAAGCACUGGAAGAACAUGCGAUCUCUGCACACACAAGGCAGAGGUCGAGAAUCAAACCCCCAUACACAGAGUUUAGUGCAAAUGAUAUCCUGUGUGGACAUUAUAACAAGGAUUCAGGGAAGAUUCCUGGAUUCAGUGAAUCCAAAAUGACUGUUACCCUGCUCAUUCCCAUGUUAUUGAGAGAACUAAGAAUAAAUUGCUAUAAAUGAUUUCUCCAUACAUUAUUUACAGUAAUAGUCUUGACAUUUUUACAAAACCUUGACAUAUUUAUGUACAUUGGGGAUAUUGAGUCUAAUGAACGUUUUUGACGUAGCAUAGAAUCACGAGGUCUUGUUCUGCUAUAAACUGUUGUGACAGACCCAUAACAGGGACUACAGUAAAAAUAAGACCACAUCCCCAAUUACAAAUUUAUGCAAUCAGGUAACUGUAGUAUUUUUUAUUUUUCUCCAAAAUGUCUCUGUUUUUCACAUAUAUGUUGUAAUGUCACAUUGAGGUUGGAAAACAUUCUGACAUGAUUUAAUGUUGGGUUUUUUCUUUUCUUUUGUUUUAUAGCACAAAACCCUACCAUUUUAAUAGGAGUAGAUAAUACCACAAAUCCAAAAGGUCCAGGAAUCCUGUGGUUUUUACUCAUCCUUUUCUCACUGUUUUUCUCCCCUAUAUUAAAUUGUACAGAUUAAACAGAGAUUUGGUCUAUAGAUUGUGGUGUACAUAAUCAUUUUUGUCCAGUGAUCAUGUUAUAACAAGCAUUUAAAGUCUGCCCCAUAACCAAAAGUUUUUAAACCAGAACUUGUACAAGGUUACAUAAAAACUUCCUUUUGUAGACUACUCCUAAAUGUUUAGCUGAAUAUUCACAAACUUAAAUUGUUAAAAUAAUCAGCAGAGCCUAAAACUCAAUAAUUGUGUUAACAGUGAGAAUUGUAAACAAUGCCAUUAACAGUCCUAGUAGAAAGAAUCUUGGUUUACUCUAACUCGGGAAUGGUUACAUGGAUUCACACACAAGGUAUGUCCAGUACAAAAGGCUGAGAGAGUCUGCAAAGGCUGGGCUG
This is a messenger RNA of Hemibagrus wyckioides, 2267 nucleotides long. It is a transcript of the gene wdr38, whose product is annotated as WD repeat domain 38. The record is from RefSeq and is a predicted model, not a curated record. Lineage: Eukaryota; Metazoa; Chordata; Actinopteri; Siluriformes; Bagridae. The coding region runs from base 120 to 1121 and encodes 333 amino acids. The transcript is spliced from 9 exons. Gene Ontology annotation, molecular function: protein binding.